Molecule: messenger RNA, 1431 nt
Organism: Nelumbo nucifera (sacred lotus)
Lineage: Eukaryota; Viridiplantae; Streptophyta; Magnoliopsida; Proteales; Nelumbonaceae
Product: mannose-1-phosphate guanylyltransferase 1-like
Biological process (GO): GDP-mannose biosynthetic process
Molecular function (GO): mannose-1-phosphate guanylyltransferase (GTP) activity; GTP binding
Source: RefSeq, a predicted model, not a curated record
ACCUGCCCCAAUCAAGCCUUCCACUUGGUCUUCUUUUUCGUUAUUCUGCUUCCCCUGCAUUCAGUCUGCACUUUUUAACACUUCCUGCAGUCAGUUCUCUCUCUGGUUAGUUAGUAGCAGAAUAACAUCUUGCUAAACAAGGAAUCUGCAGGAUAUCACCAUGAAAGCACUCAUCUUGGUUGGUGGAUUUGGCACACGCUUAAGGCCCCUGACAUUGAGUAAGCCAAAGCCACUUGUGGAUUUUGCCAACAAACCAAUCAUUUUGCAUCAGAUUGAAGCUCUCAAGGCUGUUGGAGUUUCAGAAGUUAUCUUGGCCAUCAGUUACCAGCCACAGGUUAUGAGGAGUGCCUUAGAAGAAUUUGAGGUAAAGGUUGGUAUCAAGGUCACUUGCUCACAGGAGAUGGAACCUUUGGGCACUGCAGGGCCACUGGCCCUUGCAAGAGAAAAGCUGAUUGAAUUUGGAGAACCAUUCUUUGUUCUCAAUAGUGACAUUAUUUGUGAAUAUCCGCUAAAAGAGAUGAUAGAAUUCCAUAAAGCUCAUAGAGGAGAGGCGUCAAUCUUGGUAACCAAGGUGGAUGAGCCUUCAAAAUAUGGUGUUGUGGUUCUGGAUGAGGAAAAUGGAAGGGUUAACAGCUUCAUUGAGAAACCAGUAACAUUUGUUGGUAACAAGAUUAAUGCUGGAAUCUACUUCCUGAACACUUCUGUUCUAGAUAGAAUUCAACCAAUACCCACAUCAAUAGAAAGAGAGCUCUUCCCUGCCAUAGCAAAUGAAGGAAAGCUCUUUGCCAUGGUUUCAACAGGUUUCUGGAUGGAUAUUGGACAGCCAAAGGAUUAUCUAAAGGGCUUAAGGUUGUAUUUAGAUCAUCUUAAAAGGGUGUCACCAGAAAUACUCUCGGUUGGGCCUUACAUCAUUGGCAACGUUCUGAUAGCUGACAGUGCAAAGAUUGGAGAAGGUUGUAUUAUUGGACCAGAUGUGACUGUCGGUCCUGAUUGCAUAAUUGAGUCUGGAGUAAGGCUAUCAUUUUGCACAUUAAUGAAGGGUGUCAGAGUAAAGAGUUCUGCUCAUGUAUCUGGAAGCAUCAUUGGAUGGCAUUCAACUGUUGGACAAUCUGCCCAAGUUAGCAAUAUGGCAGUCCUUGGAGAGGAUGUCCAUGUCAGUGACACAAUGUUCCUCAAUGGAGUUGUUGUUCUACCACACAAGGAGAUAAAAUCACACUUUGUGAAGCCAGAAAUCAUAAUGUAGGCAGCAAUGGAAUACCGAACCAAAACCAUAAUUCUCAUGGACUAAUUUAGACAUUUUGUGUUUUCUAUUUUCACUCUGUUACAGGGGUAAAAACUAUCAGAAAUCUUCAUUGAUACAUAGAAAAUUCUAAAUGGAAUCCUCUCUACCUUAUCCAGUGUAAAAUCUGCUUUAAUGCAGUUGUGAUCUAA